This is a messenger RNA of Megalobrama amblycephala (Wuchang bream), 3240 nucleotides long. It is a transcript of the gene asic4b, whose product is annotated as acid-sensing (proton-gated) ion channel family member 4b. NCBI's taxonomy places the organism in Eukaryota, Metazoa, Chordata, Actinopteri, Cypriniformes, Xenocyprididae. Gene Ontology annotation, molecular function: ligand-gated sodium channel activity. Gene Ontology annotation, cellular component: membrane. The record is from RefSeq and is a predicted model, not a curated record. Gene Ontology annotation, biological process: sodium ion transmembrane transport.
UUACUCUCUCCAUCGCUCUCUCGCUCUCUUUCCCUGAGUGUGCGAGAGGAGUUCAGGCAGCAGCUACGUCAGCCGUCAGCGAGCAGCUGAGGAGAGCUGUGGAACUCACAUGUAUCUGUGUGUGUGAGUGUGUGUGUGUCUCUCUCUCUCAUCCUUCUCUCAUAGUCUCCAGCUCAUGCCUCUACUCUCUCUGGAGUCUACGGCUGUGGCACAUCCUGGGGCACUGACACGCCGAACGAAGCACCUCCUCUCACCAUCUGCACUCUGCUCCUCAAACAGCAGCACAAACCAAGGAGAAAAGAAGGAGAGAGUGGAAGCAAAGGAUGGAAGAGAAGAAGAGAGAGAUGAGAAUCUGAGGAAAAAGUGCGGAGGUAGGAGAGGCUGACUGAGAGUAGAUGGACAGAGUAGAAAAAGUGUGUGAAGAAAUAGUAUUGGAAGCAUGAAACAGAGAUGAAGUGAGGAAAGCAGAAAGCAGAGGUGAAACUGAUCCGAGUAAUAUUUGUCAUAAACAGGACGCAGUUGGGUACGGGAGAGAAUAACAACCUUAGAGAAAGAAGAUUUAGGAAAAAACUGUACCAACAUAGCUGGCGAAACGGAAAAGAGCAAAGGCUCAGGGAGAGAUCAGAGUAAUUUGCAAAGGGCUCUUCACACGCCGCCCUGGCCAACCACAUGCCCAUCGAAUUUGUUUGUAAAAUCAAGUUUGCUGAGGGCGACGAAGCCAAGGGGGCCUCGACAGACGGAGGCGGAACCGGCAUGCUAGAUGAAGGCCUUCAGCGGCGAAAAGGAGGCAUGGCUGACCUGUCGUCCUUUGCUAGCUCCUCUUCGCUACACGGUCUGGCUCGGGUAUUGGGGACGUCAGGACGCUUGGGCUUCAGACAGACCCUCUGGGGACUGGCACUGUUGGUCUCGCUCAGUCUCUUCCUGUACCAGGCGACAUGGAGCGCGGCAACUUAUCUAGAACAUCCCCACCUCGCAUCUCUGAGGGAAGAAACCCACCGUGAGCUCACCUUCCCGGCAAUCACGCUCUGUAACGUCAACCGAUUCCGCUUCUCUGCCCUCACAGAUGCGGACAUCUACCACCUGGCUAACCUCACCGGCCUGCCGCCCAAGAGCCGUAAAGGACACCGGCCAAGCGAGCUCCAGUACCCUCCCCCUGACAUGCUAGACAUUUUCCAGCGGACUGGCCACCAGUUGGAAGACAUGCUGAAGAGCUGCAACUUCAGCGGGCAGAACUGCUCAAGCGAAGACUUCAGUGUGGUUUAUACACGGUAUGGGAAAUGUUACACGUUUAAUGGAAACAAGACGUCACCCAAGCGGGUGAGACAAGGCGGCACUGGAAACGGCCUGGAGCUGAUGCUGGAUAUCCAGCAGGACGAGUAUCUGCCCAUCUGGAGAGAAACCAAUGAGACGACGCUGGAAGCAGGUAUUCGGGUUCAGAUUCAUAGUCAGAACGCCCCUUACAUCCACCAGCUGGGCUUUGGGGUCUCUCCAGGAUUCCAGACAUUUGUUUCCUGUCAGGAACAGAGGCUAACUUACCUGCCACAGCCGUGGGGAAACUGUCGGGCUUCAUCUGAGCCUGUGAUCCCAGGAUACGACACCUACAGCGUCAGCGCCUGCAGACUGCACUGCGAGAGCACACAGGUGCAGAGAGAGUGCAACUGCAGGAUGGUGCAUAUGCCAGGUGAUGCUGAUAUCUGCUCACCGAGUAAAAUCAAGUGUGUUGACAAGGCGUUAGCUUUACUCCAGAAGAGCACAGGUGACUCAUGUCCCUGUGAGACACCCUGUAAUUUGACUCGGUAUGGAAAAGAGCUCUCUAUGGUUAAAAUCCCCAGCAGGGGCUCUGCUCGCUACCUUUCUCGCAAAUACCAGAAAUCAGAGGAAUACAUUAGAGACAACUUUCUCAUCUUGGAUAUUUUCUUUGAGGCCCUUAACUAUGAGACAAUAGAACAGAAGAGAGCAUACGACAUUGCUGGUCUGCUUGGAGACAUUGGUGGACAGAUGGGGCUCUUCAUUGGGGCCAGUAUUCUUACUAUCCUGGAAAUACUUGACUAUGUCUAUGAGGUGGUCAAAUAUAAAAUCAAGAAACUCCUGAAACCAAAGAAGAGUCAGAAACAACAAAAUCAGCAGAACUUAAUCCAAGAGCAGAUCCAGAGAACAAAGAACCUGCGAGAACAGAACCUGAGAGCUCAGCUGGCUGCAGGAACUAUAGCUACAGUCAGAUUUGAAGAAGUCAAAGUCAAGACAGCUAAUGACGUGGCUCAACCGCACAGUGCACAUCCCACUUCAAUAUUACCAAAUCAUCACAAUGCACAACCGGUCGUACAGCAGGACUUUGCUUGUUGAGGGAUGCUUCUUCUUCUUCUCUUUUAUUUAUUUAUUUUUUUCAUAUCACUGAACUUGAAAUUGGGAUCCUGAAUGGAUCCUGUACACUGAAAUAUACAUUUCAUUUUUUUCCACUUAUAAAAGCUACAGCCAAAGCCUAAUCUGGGACCUCAUCAUGUGAAAUCGGCUCAGACCAGUCACACCGUAUCAGCGCUCACACUUUUCAAAGUCAAUGAAGAAACCACAUGUGCUUUUGUUGAUUUGUGGGGGUUUUCCCUUCUGGAUGGACCUAUCAUGGACCUAAAAGAAGAAAGACUGUUGCAUUCACAUAUAAAUUACCUAUUUGACCGGACAAUUCUACUGAAAGUUAUGAGGAAAACAGAAAGUUGAAGCAAACAUGCAGCUGUUGCCAAGUGCAGAAAAAGUUGGUUUCUGCGUGGUUCUUCUUAUAGUAAUGUACAGUGCUUGUGCCAUUUCACUUUUUCCACAUUUCUUAAUAACAUAAUGAGACUUCUCAGUAGGAGAACAGCUAAAAUAUAGCACUCGUUUCUCUGUGAGUAGGUGUUAUGUUUUUUUCAGUCUUAUGUAACUUUUUCAUUGUGCUAUAGUCCUUAUAAUGAAACGAUCUCUAGGUUUGAAAGAUGAAAAACGCCACACUAGAGCACGCUGUUUGCCGUCUAAAUGUAAACACUAUUAAAUAAUAUCCUUUGUAUGAAAAUAAAAAGGUAAAGGUGAUAGAGAUUUUAUUUUGUAUUCAAAUACAAGCACAUUCAAAUACAAAUAGAUAUAUUUAAAAUUGUAGUAACAUUUUGCUGAAUGUUCGUCAUUUCCAUCUGGUCUAAAAAGGUGUGAAAAGGACUAGAACACAGUAAUACUCACUACAGCUGUAGAAGAUUUAAAACCACCAGGGGUUCUUCU